Molecule: messenger RNA, 2586 nt
Organism: Cladophialophora immunda
Lineage: Eukaryota; Fungi; Ascomycota; Eurotiomycetes; Chaetothyriales; Herpotrichiellaceae
Exons: 1
Coding region: 1-2586 (861 amino acids)
Biological process (GO): ribosomal small subunit biogenesis
Cellular component (GO): nucleolus
Molecular function (GO): protein binding; RNA binding
Source: RefSeq, a predicted model, not a curated record
AUGUCACGACAGAGUGCGCGACCGCGGAAUGGCUUGAAAUUGCCCUUUGCACUUGAAAAGGAACUUGGUCUCGAGGGGAGGUCACGACCUGGAGGCGAUGGAGGCGGUCGGCGGCAGCAUGGUUCGGUGCAAAGCAGAAAAGAGCAGCGCAAAGCACAAAGGCAGGAGAAGAAACAGAAUAUACGCGGAUCAGGGUCACAAAGGAGGCCACCUGUUGCAGAGCAGGGGCUCUCAGAUGAAGACCUGGACGAAGACAGUGCUGACGAACCCAUCCGCUCGUCCAAUACUUCAAAGAAAGACGCGGUGAAACCAAAGAUCAAGGAAGACGAGCCCAAAGAGCUGAAAUCGAUUCUCAAAAAGAAAAGAAACCCGUCCCCAUCUCUAUCCGAAACCUCUCUUCCGUCGCGAUCACGGUCUUCCUCUCCAGGUCUCGUCCUAGACGCCAAUUCCCAAGCCUUCAAAGAGCGAGCUGCCCAAGAUGAUGCAGAGAUCGUGGCCCUUGAGAGAAAGCUCGGCUUGAAGAAAAAGAAAACUUCGAAAUCUUUUGCGGAUGAUGGGUUGGACGACUUGCUGGAGGGGCUAGACGGAGAGGAUCGUGGCGUCAAGAGGAAGAGUGAGGAGGAUGCGUGGUUGGACAGGAAAAGAAGAAAGGCCGACCUUGAGGAUGAUGAGUUUAGUGAGGGCGACUUUGAUCUUGAAGAGGGGAGUGAUGACGACGAGCUUGAAGCAUUCGAGGCAGAACAAGGAGACCGUGAUGAUCUGCUGGGCGAGAACCCCGAAGAGUCCGAAGAGGAGCACUCUGAUGAAGAUCUGGACCAGAGAAGUGAGGACUCUUUCGAAGGUUUCGAGUCAGGCGAAGACACGUCCGACGUACAGCCAAAAAAGGUCCGAGAAAAUCCUUACGUCCCCCCAGUCCCCCAAACACCCACAGGAAAGUACAUCCCGCCGUCACUCAGAAAAGCACAAAAUUCCGAAAGCCCUUCGCUGGAAAGACUGAAAAGACAGUUUCAAGGCCACCUUAACAGACUAUCCGAAGCGAACCUGUUGCCAAUACUCGGAGAGGCCGAGAAACUCUACCAGUCCAAUCCUAGGCAGGACGUCACGUCAGUUCUAAUUGACCUCCUUUUGACCUUAUUCUGCAACAAGUCAGCUCUCUCGAACACUUUUGUCAUCCUUCACGCCGCAUAUGCGACAGCAGUGUACAAAGUCAUCGGCGUGGAUUUCGGGGCGGACAUGCUUUCGCAGUUGGUCGAGCGACUUGAUCAAUACCGCAGCGAUACCGCGACUGGCAAAGAGGCACUGAAUCUGAUAAGUCUUCUCUGUCACCUCUUCACAUUCCAUCUGAUUAGCAGCGCCAUCAUCUUCCACUACAUCCGACUAUUGCUCGAGCGACUAAGCGAGAACAAUACGGAGUUGCUACUCCGUGUCGUCCGAGAUUGCGGCCACCAAUUGCGGCAAGAUGAUCCUUCCUCUCUCAAAGAGAUCGUCCAAAUAAUGCAGAAGGAAGCGGCACGGAUGAAUUCGGCCGGGGAACAAAUGAGCGUCAGGACGAAAUUCAUGAUCGAGACAAUUACGGAUCUGAAGAACAACAAGAUGAAAGCCGCGACAAACAAUGCAGGCGUUGCAAGUGAGCACAUCACACUGAUGCGGAAAGUGCUUGGUUCGUUAAACAACAGCCGCAAUGUGAGAGCUUCCGAGCCAUUGCGAAUUACGAGGGAUGAUAUCAAGAACAGCGACAAGAAGGGGAGAUGGUGGCUAGUUGGCGCCAGCUGGAAAGGUCACGAGCCUGCGGCAGCAGCAGCUGCUGAAGGGCGCGUCGACGCCUCGAUCCCGAUGACCGGCGGUGGGCUUGAUGACGAUGAUUCGGUCGAUUUAAUCGCCCUUUCACGCCAUUACGGCAUGAACACGGACAUCCGCCGCUCUAUCUUUGUCGCCCUUCUAUCAGCAGUGGACUACCAGGACGCGCACAUGCGCCUUCUCAAACUGCGUCUCAAGCGUACACAGGAGCAGGAGAUUCCCAAAGUCCUGCUUCGCUGCAGCGCCGGCGAAGAUCCAUAUAACCACUAUUACACACUCGUGGCGCGGAAAUUGUGUCUGGAGAAGAAGAUGCGCAAGGCCUUUCAGUUUGCGCUAUGGAGUUUUUUCAAGAGGAUGGGCGAGAAUCCGAACCGGGGAGAUGAAGAGGAAGAAGAUGCCGGUGAAGGAGAUCAAGAAGUUGAAAUGACUGAGAUCGCCAACCUCGCCAGGUUAUAUGCAUUUUUGAUCCUGGAUGGAGCAGAGACUCUCGGUGUCCUGAAAGUGCUGGAACUCGCCUACAUCAAGGAACGAACGGCGAUGUUUGUGGAGCUGUUGCUCAUCAUCAUGAUGAUCGAGGCGAAAGAUAUACCGGACGCGUUGAUCAAGGUGUUUGAGCGCGCAGCUGAGACGCCGCAGAUCAUCAAGAGGUUGCAAUUCUUCAUCAAAAAGAAUGUGAGGACUUCGGACUUGGUCGCAAAGAAGGCUAGGGAUGUUGUCAAACGGGGGUGUCAAACUGCGCUGGAGACGUUGCGGAAACUCGAGUUGAUCGACAACGGGGCUGAUGUGUGA